This is a messenger RNA of Cololabis saira (Pacific saury), 1715 nucleotides long. Its product is annotated as zinc finger protein 892-like. Gene Ontology annotation, biological process: regulation of transcription by RNA polymerase II; central nervous system development. Bases 48 to 1217 code for a protein of 389 amino acids. Gene Ontology annotation, cellular component: nucleus. The record is from RefSeq and is a predicted model, not a curated record. The transcript is spliced from 2 exons. NCBI's taxonomy places the organism in Eukaryota, Metazoa, Chordata, Actinopteri, Beloniformes, Belonidae. Gene Ontology annotation, molecular function: RNA polymerase II cis-regulatory region sequence-specific DNA binding; DNA-binding transcription factor activity, RNA polymerase II-specific.
GCUCUGAGCGUCGGCGUCAGUCUUGAUUGAUAAGAUUAGGUUUAUUGAUGUGUUCUUUGUGGUCUGACCUGGAUAUCGUGGUAUUUCCAGUGAGGAUGAGUUCGUUUGGGUCUCUGAGAGAGUUCAUCAGUCAGCGACUAACUGCUGCUGCUGAAGAAAUAUUCACAGAGUUUGAAAAAACCAUCGUCCAGUACGAAGAAGAGAUCGACCGACAGAGAAGACUGCUGGAUAUCACCUGGAAACCGGAGAUUAAACUACACAGAACAGUUCCCCAACAAACGUUCAACUGUAAAGAGGAGGAGGACGGUCCUGACCAGCAGCUCCUGGACCAGCAGCUCCUGGACCAGCAGCUCCUGGACCAGCAGCUCCGGGACCAGCAGCUCCUGGACCAGCAGCUCCGGGACCAGCAGCUCCGGGACCAGCAGCUCCGGGACCAGCAGCUCCUGGACCAGCAGCUCCUGGACCAGCAGCUCCUGGACCAGCAGCUCCUGGACCAGCAGCUCCGGGACCAGCAGCUCCGGGACCAGCAGCUCCGGGACCAGGAGAGGAACUCCAGUCCGGUCCAGGAGAAACCAGAACCUCCGCAGAUUAAAGAGGAAUUUAAAGAAGAUUUGCUGGUACUGAAGCAGGAAACUGAUAUUGUCAUGGUAACUCCAACUUCUGAGGACAGUGAACACAAUGAACCAGAACCAAACUUGGACCAGAUCCUUUUUUGCACUUCUCUGGAAGCUGAGGAGUCGAGCCGAAAUGAAGAACCAAAUGAGAGAAACUCCAGCAGCAGAAGUGACAGUGAUAAUGUGGACACGUUUCCUGUGUCAGAGAGUCAUCGUAACACCGACACAAUAAAACAAGCUCUGCAUCACCAGAUACACACCGGCGACAGGCCGUACACUUGUAAAAUCUGCUUUAAGAAAUUCACCCAAAGGUACAGCUUGCUGGUCCACAUGAGAACCCACACAGGAGAGAAGCCAUAUUCAUGUACAAUUUGUCAUAAAUCGUUCACGCAGAAAGCUAACUUGAUUUGCCACACCAGGACGCACACGGGGGAGAAGCCGUAUGCCUGCAGGUUCUGCGGUAACAGCUUCACCCAACACCAUCACCUGACCGAUCACAUGAGGAUUCACACUGGAGAGAAACCCUACUCCUGUCAGACGUGUGACAAACGCUUCUCACGCCUUUACAGUCUGCAUUUCCAUCUGAAGAAGUCGUGCAGCUGAAAAACCGAACACAAAAACCCACAAGAGAAAAAAGGUUGAAAAAACCACCUCUCCUCAGAAAAAGCCGUUAAAAUCCCAACUUAACACUAUAAUGUAAACUAUGUUAGCAGUAAAGACUUUGCAUUUCCUCUCCUGUGUGAAAUACACCAGGUGAAACGUCCAGUUCUGCGUUUUCAAGUCCUGCAGUUCCCCUACUGACCACCAGGGGAUCCAACACCGACUCCACCUGCACUUCAUUGUUACCCCUUUUCCACCAAGCUGGUUCCAGGGCUGGUUCUGGGCUAGAGCCAGACUUAGCACUAGUUCUUUGGUUUUACACAGCCUAAGCACCGGCUUCUGGUUCUCAAAACUAGUGCUACAGGAGAACCGACUCUUUGCUGGGCCAGCUCAAAGAACCAGUUUCGUCGGGGGCUACGUGCUUACGUCAAGGGCUGGGGGCGGGGCUGGGGACCUUGUUACUGAACAAUCAAAGCAGAUAAACACGGAAGAGCGCCGUUU